AUGUUUAAGCCUACUGCGAGAUUAAAGGACAUUCUGUUGAGAUUUGGCGUGGAAAACAAAUAUCUAAGCAAUACAAGCAUCUUUGAGCACUCAAAGAAAUACUACUCUAUUGCUGAAAAUCAUUUGCCUCAAGAGAUAGACAUAUAUUCCCUUGAAACACUGGGUAAUUGGAAUGUCAACGGAGCUUGGAGUAGACCAUUCACAAGUCAUCCAAAGAAAGCCCCUGGAAGUGGCGAACUUGUUACAAUGGGGAUAUAUCCAAGAAAACCUUACUUUGAACUAGGAGUCAUUUCAGCUGAUGGCAUGAAAAUGGUACACAAAGUGGAUCUUAAGUUCAAUAGGUGCACCUUAUGCCAUGACAUAGGAGUUACACAAAGGUACAAUGUGAUCAUAGAUUUUCCACUAACUAUUGACAUAAAUCGCCUCAUUAGGGGAGACUCAUUGAUCAAAUAUGAUAAAGAUGGAUAUGCGCGGAUUGGAGUAAUGCCACGCUAUGGUGAUGCUAAUUCCGUUAGAUGGUUUGGUGUUCAACCAAGUUGUGUAUUUCACUUAAUAAAUUGUUUCGAAGAGGAUGAUGAGGUGGUUGUACGGGGAUGCAAAGCUCGUGAAUCUGUAUUACCUAGACCUGGUUCCAAAGUCAAAGAAUUCGAGAGAUUUUCCAAAGGGUCUGAAGAGACAAGUUCCACAAAAAUAAAUAAUGAAUCCUUAGAAGAAUCGUUCUUUUAUCGUGUUUGUGAAUGGAGACUAAACAUGAGAACAGGGGAAGUAAAGGAGAAAAAUGUCAUAACCAACUUCUUUAUGGAAUUCCCUAUGAUCAAUGAAAAGUUCAUUGGUCUAAAAAACAAUUUUUGUUAUCUACAAGUGGUAAACAAUGAAGUUAGCUCCAUUUCAGAUGGAUUAGUUAAAUAUAGAGGGCUUGCCAAACUUCAAUUUGAAGAAGAUGUGGAAUUGAUUAAAGUUGAGUAUCAUAUGUUGCCAGAGGGUAAUUUUUGUAGUGGAACAACCUUUGUCCCAAAGCCUCAAGGUGUUGAUGAGGAUGAUGGUUGGCUGGUGACAUUCACACACAAUGAAAAUACAAAUGUAUCUCAAGUAUAUAUAGUUGAUGCAAAAAACUUUGCAACACACCCUAUUGCCACAAUCACAUUACCAAGUAGAGUGCCUUAUGGAUUUCAUGGAGCUUUCAUGCCUUUAUAGCCUAGUGC
Molecule: messenger RNA, 1202 nt
Organism: Solanum verrucosum
Lineage: Eukaryota; Viridiplantae; Streptophyta; Magnoliopsida; Solanales; Solanaceae
Product: carotenoid 9,10(9',10')-cleavage dioxygenase 1-like
Exons: 9
Coding region: 1-1194 (397 amino acids)
Biological process (GO): carotene catabolic process
Cellular component (GO): chloroplast stroma
Molecular function (GO): carotenoid dioxygenase activity
Source: RefSeq, a predicted model, not a curated record